CUCUUCCCCCCUCUUAGGCCGCGACCGCAGCCCAGCAGCACGGCAACGGAGACCUCGACCACGCCCAACCGCCACCUGUCCGUCCCUCCUCCAACUCUGUACUCUCCGGUCCGAGCCGUCCCCCUCAGACCCAGACUUCACUCUCCAAACGGCCACAGAGCGGCGUCGCCACGGCAAACCUCAACCCUCCAACCGAUCGCUGCCGCCCCCGCCGGCCAGGCCUCCCCCAUCAGCAGACCGCUGGCCGGACUCAAGAGCUGCCCGUUAACUCAAGCCAUGCUGGGGCCCGGCCAAUCACAGCACGGCUCGUUACCCGCGACCAACGCCAUGUCUGCCUCCUCGCACUUCGAGCGCUCGCCGUCUGCAGCCCGGCAGCUGCAAAUCAUCGCCCUCUCCUCGGGACGCCAGACGCAACCUUGCACGUACACCCACGCCGUGCAGCCUCCUGCCGUGGAGUCGCCCGAGCUGCCCGGCCAAUCAAAGAGGACGUUGAGCGGCGAAGACGCGCUCCCUCCUCCUCUGAACCCUUCGCUGCCAAAAAACUCCUCCCCUCUGCCCUCGCCUCCGUCCCUCCUGAGCCCAGCGUCCCCUCCGAGUCAGGCCGGUCCUCAAACUCUGACGCAGAAAGGAGACGGGAAGGAGAGCGAGGAGCAGCGGGACAGAGGACGAGGGGGGAGACAGGGAGGCAGAGAGGAGGGGAGUAAGGACGGGAGGGGGGACAGAGACGACCAAAGAGAGAAAGUGAACGAGGAGAAACACAGACUCCCUCCUGAGAGGGAGCAGGAGGCGCAAACAGGCAGAGAGGAGGAGAUGGAGGUGACAGAGGAGGGUCAGAGGGCAGACAGAGGCGAGGAGGAGAGGAUGGAGGAGGAGGAGGAGGAAGGAGAGACCGCCAUGGACCAGUCUGAGAGCCUGACCAGUCAGAUUCUCCACCAGAACCAGAACACAGACCCUGUCCCCGCACCUGGCAAAGACUCCAGCCUGGAGCCCAAACCCGUCCUGGGUCUCAUUCCAGCUCCAGCCCCACUCACUGUCCCAGUAACUGUCCCACUAACUGUCCCAGUAAGUGUCCCGGUAAGUGUCCCAGUCCCAGCUCCAGUCCCGGAGGUCUCUGUCCACAGUCAGAGGCUCCCAGAGUCUCAGCGGGAGCUGCAGCCGGUCGGCCAGGAGGACUUCUGUGAGAACAUGUCGACGCAGUCUGACAACCAGUCAGCGUUGUCCAGCCUCUCCUCCCAGUCUCCCCCGUCCUCGCCCUUCAUCACCCCCUCGGCAGAAAACCCUCCCCCGCUCCUCCCCGCUCAGACCGCCCUCCCCACCGACCUCAGCCUAUCACAGACGGAGAAAGCCCACAACAAAACGCUUGGCGAGUCGCCGCAGCUGGCCGAGUCGCCGCAGCCGGCCGAGUCGCCGCAGCCGGCCGAGUCGCCGCAGCCGGCCGAGGCUGAAACGGAGCCGGAGCCCCUCGGCCAAUCGGGAGACGAGUCGGAGAGCUUCGGCCAAUCGCUGAGCAGCCCCUGGGAGCCGAGGGCGUGGCCUGAGGGCCGACAGGUUCUGACUCACCUGGUGGAGGGAUUCGUCAUCCAGGAGGGGCUCCAACCGUUUCCUGUGAACCGCUCGUCGCUGCUGGUUCCAGAGCAGGUGACCAAACCAGAGGAAGUGAACGGGACCAAUGGGAGCGUGGCGUUGCCUGUGAUGGACACAAGUAAACAAUCAGAGCACUCCACGGAGUCAGAGGGGGACGAGGGCGGAGACACCGAUGACCCCGCCAACAGGUCGUCUCACAGGGACAGGACGGUGCUGCACUGCCAGUUUUGUGGGAAAAGAGGCCACGCGCACAACUUCAUGCGGUCCAAACGCUUCUGCUCCACUUCCUGUGCACGCGGCUUCAACGUCCGUCUGACGAAGCGUCUGCGGGCUCUGAGUGCAGGCAGCCGGUCAGAGAGGCCCCGCCCCGCCCUGAACAGGGCCGAGUCCGUCCCCGGGAAGCCUCUGUUACUGAGACUGCCUCGCGACCUCUGGAGGCGAGAGAAGGAGGGGAAGGAGAAGGCAGCGCCCGCGGAGGAGGAGGAGGACAUGGAGGGGAGGGGGGAGGAGGAGGAUGAAGAUGGCGGGGAGGAGGAUCCUGCUGUUGCCAUGUCAGCCAGGAUGGAGCGCAGGGCGGCGCGGAGAGCGAGGAGGGCGUCCGCACCGGCGCUGACCACCUCCACGCCCACAACCACGUUCAAACCGGCGCCGUCCCAGUGGAGUGUGGAGGAAGUAACUGCCUUCAUUCACACGCUGCCAGGCUGCGGCGACGUGGCCGAGGCUUUCCGCCUGCAGGAGAUCGACGGGCAGGCUCUGCUGCUGCUGACCGAGGACCACCUGAUGACCAGCAUGAACAUCAAACUGGGACCGGCUCUUAAAAUCUGCGCUCACAUCAACGCACUGAAAAACCAAUGAGAGAGAAAAAGAGAAAAAUCAGACUGAUGCCGAGGAAAAAAAAAGGGGCGUGAAAAGUGACUACAAAGAUGCUGGAAAACAGGAAUAGAAGACGUCCGAGGAGAAAAAAGACAGAGUUUUUUAACGACAAACAAAAGCUGACACCAAGGAUGACAGAAAAAAGUCACAAAAAGAGAUUUCAUGGUAAUUUAUGAGAUUAUAAAUCGAGGUGUGGCCUUAGGAGACAGGAACAGAAGCGUGAAGAGUCCAGAGGAAAUUUCAUCCGUUUUGGGCCCUCGGACUGUAGCAGGAGAGCGGGGGGAUUUUUGUAACUUUGUGUACAUUUUACAUGCCGCUGGAGAGUGUACAUUUGAGCUAUUUCAUGAAGGAUUUUGAACAUUUAAUAUAUAAAAUUUGUCUAUUUAGUUUUUUUAGAACGUGACGUCAACGACAAAUCUAUCCAGUAGCUAACAUAACCGGUGUGUGUAAAAAAAAAAAAAAAAAAUAAUACGUAGACUUUGUAAGUGAUUAAUGAAAGUUUAAUGUUUUAUAUCACUAUAUUCUGGACAAAAACAUGUCUGUGGAUUAAAAAAAAAGGAGUCACUAUCAGGGUAGAGACUGGUGUCUUUAAUCGUCACAUUUUUAUGGUAUCAUGCUUGAAAUUAUUUAAUAAAUGAAUAAUUAAUCAAA
Molecule: messenger RNA, 3108 nt
Organism: Plectropomus leopardus (leopard coralgrouper)
Lineage: Eukaryota; Metazoa; Chordata; Actinopteri; Perciformes; Serranidae
Source: RefSeq, a predicted model, not a curated record